Lucilia sericata (common green bottle fly) is the source of this 668-nucleotide messenger RNA. RefSeq lists its product as uncharacterized. The coding region runs from base 333 to 668 and encodes 111 amino acids. The transcript is spliced from 3 exons. NCBI's taxonomy places the organism in Eukaryota, Metazoa, Arthropoda, Insecta, Diptera, Calliphoridae. The record is from RefSeq and is a predicted model, not a curated record.
ACAUAUCGAAUCAAAAAUAAAUUCGUUAAAAAAAUGAACAGAUUUUUAAUAAUAGUAACGGUUUUACAAAUAUUUACAGCAACCAGUGUCAGUGUAUUAAAGAAACGAAAUCGAAACCUUUCCGAUUUUAACUUAUUUUUUCAUUUCAAAUAUAUUAAUUAUAGUUCGCUUUUAAAUAUGGCAUUGUUAUAAGAGACGAAGAAAUAUUUUCGCCCUGCAAUAACCCGAACUAUCAUUUUAUCGAAGACUAUUUAGACAUAUCCAAUUUGAAAUAUGAAACCUUAGCGAAUGGUUCGGUCUAUGUUAAUGGUGAUAUCGUAUUUAUACGGGAUAUGAAAGGAAAUAAUCCCGCUACAUUACAAGCGUUUAAGAAACAACGCGGUAAUUGGGUCAGUACUGUUUACAAUUUAGGACGCCCAGAUGCUUGUAAGCAUAUUUUCGAUCACAGCGAAAUAUGGGCCAGUGUAUUGGAUGUUAUACCGGAGGAGGAUCGAAAAUGUCCAUUUUAUAAAGGUCAAAAGUUGCAUUUUGAAGUUGUAGCCGAUAUGUCAGUCUAUGUACCUGAUCCUCAUGGUGCUGGUGAAUAUAUGCUGCAACUAAAAGUUGAAGUUAAAGAGCACAAUGAAACUUUUUGCACCAAUUUGUUUGCGGAUUUUUAUAGAGCCUAA